CGCGCUUAGUUUCCUGGGCGCUCGCUGGUCCUGGGUCUUUGGGCUGCGUCCCCAAGGAGUGUCCUGCAGCGGCAGAGGUCCCGAGAGCUUGGUUGUCUGUCAUAUUUCCUUCAGUAAGAAGUGGCUCUUGAAGUCUUGCAGAGCAAGCGUGGCUGCAAAGCACAAUGGCUGCAAAGGUGGCUCCCAAACCCCCAAAGCCAAAGCAAUCAUUUGUACUGCGAGUUCCUCCAAAUUCCAAGCUGGGCCAGGACCUACUUCGUGAUGCCACAAGUGGGCCCAAGACCAUACACCAACUGGUGCUGGAGCACUUCCUCACCUUCUUGCCCAGGCAGGCUCUAGUGCAGCCCAGUCAGAAAGCCAAGGAGACCUUGGUUGUUGUGAAGGAUGUGAGCACAAGUCUUCCCAGUAGAGUUAAUGAUAAUCAUGAGGAUGAUGGUGAGCAGAAGGAACGUUUAGAGAAUGUAGAUCAUAGAGAAGCAUCUUCAGAAUGUGAUGAAAUAGAUUGCUUCGUGGUCUCUGAACGACCUCCCGAUUGCCACAAAGGAGAAAGACUGAAUACAUCCAUUCCACAUGAAAGGAAAUUGAGAGAUCUUUCAGUUACCAUUGAAAAUGAUACUCCACUGGAGGAACUCUCCAAAUUCGUGGACCUCAGUGUUAUUGCGCUUACCCGAAACCGGAGGACGAGGAGAUUGUACACUUGUCCACUGUGUGGGAAACAGUUUAAUGAAAGUUCUUACCUUAUUUCUCAUCAGAGGACUCACACUGGGGAAAAACCCUAUGACUGUAGUCACUGUGGGAAAAGCUUCAACCAUAAAACAAACCUUAAUAAACACGAACGAAUCCACACUGGGGAGAAACCUUACUCAUGUUCUCAGUGUGGGAAAAACUUUCGUCAAAAUUCUCACCGGAGCCGCCAUGAAGGAAUCCACGUAAGAGAGAAGAUAUUUAAGUGUCCAGAAUGUGGGAAACCCUUCUCAGGGAAUGAAGAAUUUGUGCUUCAUCUACAGAGUCAUGAGGCUGAGAGGCCAUAUAGUUGCAAAAAAUGUGGGAGAAGAUUUGGUCGGCUGUCAAACUGUACCCGGCAUGAGAAAACCCAUUCGGUAUGUAAAAACCGAAAGCAGAAGUGGGAUUGAGCUAAGGGUCCUGCUUCAACCUAAAAUUUCUGAAAUCCUACAGGGUCUGAAAAGACAGAGAUACGUUAAACCUCAUGAUAGCCAAAAUUGGGUCAAUACCUAUCUUGGCUGAAACCUCAAAUUCUUAGAAAAUUCACAGGGAAGAUAUUUUGAAGGGCUAUACCUCAAAUUAGCAGCCAGGGUUUUUGGACUAAGGAACUUUCUUUUUUGAAAGUGUACAACAAGGUACAGAUCCAUUUUUUAAGGAAGUUUUUGACCUGUGUCUAGAGGCUGCUUCGCUACAAGAUGAACGGAAUGAAUCAUCUCUACUAAACAUGU
Molecule: messenger RNA, 1451 nt
Organism: Echinops telfairi (small Madagascar hedgehog)
Lineage: Eukaryota; Metazoa; Chordata; Mammalia; Afrosoricida; Tenrecidae
Product: zinc finger protein 200
Exons: 3
Coding region: 165-1133 (322 amino acids)
Source: RefSeq, a predicted model, not a curated record